Molecule: messenger RNA, 1071 nt
Organism: Didymodactylos carnosus
Lineage: Eukaryota; Metazoa; Rotifera; Eurotatoria; Philodinida; Philodinidae
Source: the annotation of a GenBank genome assembly
AUGGUAUUACCAACAUUACCUCAAAUUUCAAAUACUAAAAAUGAAAAAUCUCGUCGUACAUCAACAGAAAUUUGGAAAUCAAAACGUAAAGAAUAUCCACCACGAUCGAAAAAAUUAGAGACUGCUGUUCGUAAUGCCGCUGUUCAAAUGGGCUGUUGGACGUUGUGUGAUGAUUACUUGUUAAUAACAAGCACAUUACAACUUUGUGAUUUGAAAAUUGUAUAUGAAAAAGUUCUAUUUUCUACACAAUUUUCAUUGAAAAAUAUACGAGAUCGUUGGCGCUGUUUAAUUUACGAUUUACCAGUAUCAAAAAUGAUUUUAACAAAACUACAACAAUUAAAAUCAUCUCAAAUAAUUGAUUUACAUUCAUUUAUUCCCUUCAGUAAUCAAGAAGAAUUAUUAAUAGCUAAAAUACCGUCUCAUUUACCACCAACUUUACUUGAUGAUGAAUUACAUCAAUAUUUGGAUCGAUAUCCAGAUCAGUUUUGGCCAACUCGUACAGUUAUCGAUUUAAAACAAUGUUGGUUAACAUUACGUGAAAAUCGUCGAUUGAAUGAUCAAAAAGAUAUUAAUUCUUCGAUAGCACUGACAAUGAAUACAUCGAAUCGUAAAAAACAAACAACUAAUACCACGAUAUCAGAUGAUACUUGCAAAGAAUUUCUUAUAAAUUUUCUGCAUUCAGAUAUCGCUACACGAUCAUUAGACAAUCUAUUGAUUCCAUUUGAACUGACAUUCUUAUCUCGAAUAAAUCAAUCAGUUUAUGAACAAUUAAAAAGUAAACAAAUAUUACCCUAUGCUAUAUUGUACUCAGAUAAUCGACUUCAUUGUAUGUUUUCAAAGCAGCUUCGUAUCGGAACAUCAACAUUGUCAGAUCUAUCAGUCAAUACACAUUUACACAUACAAGCACUUAUUAUUUUGAAAACAAAUUGUUUUUUUAUCGUUAAUAAUGGAGCCGAAUCGUUUCGUGUUAAUGAUGCAUUAUUAAAUGUUAAUGAAGCAGCUCGUUUAGGAACAAAAGCAGUAAUAAGCAUUUCUUCUACUACAAUAUUGUUUCAAACAGUUGAACCAUGA